Haliotis rufescens (red abalone) is the source of this 1691-nucleotide messenger RNA. RefSeq names its product E3 ubiquitin-protein ligase TRIM56-like. The coding region runs from base 116 to 1219 and encodes 367 amino acids. The record is from RefSeq and is a predicted model, not a curated record. Lineage: Eukaryota; Metazoa; Mollusca; Gastropoda; Lepetellida; Haliotidae. The transcript has 4 exons.
ACUAAACCAGCUGCAGUUACCUCCCUUCCACAAGCACGCCCACCGCGAACAAGGAAGUGAGUGAGUGUAGCAGGAUAGACGAACAUUAUUGGUGCAAGGAGGAAGGAAUACAAACAUGUCAGGAAGGCGCACAUCUAGCAGGCUGAAGAUCAUGACAAGGUCCUCGUCAAAGUCCUUGGAAAAGUCCCCACCAAAACCGACUCCAUACUCACGAAAUGGAAGGAAAUGCGCAUCAAAAGGUAUUAUAUCAUGUUCACGAAAUGGAAGGAAAUGCGCAUCAAAAGAUCCAAAUGGACAGGUCCAUAACAGACCAGCUGACGCAGAACAUCCGAAUGAUACAUCGAAGACCUCGAACUCGACUAAAGGUAAACCUUCCAGUAAAGAAUCACCUGCUGGACCACCUAAUCAACCAAACAUUGCACCAGGAAGAUGCGAACUUGUAGAAGUGAUUGAAAACACACAAGGCUGCCGCACCGGUAGCUUGGUAACUAUGGAUGUCUUGGUGAUAACGCACGAGGACGCCACUGUUAUACUGACAACGGACAGAGACAACAGUUCUGUAAACGCUUUGUUCAGAGAGGGCGUGGAGGAGAGGACGAGUUCACUCCCCCUGAGUCAUUGUCUGACGAACUUCACUGUCAUCGAGGACAAUCUGGUGGCUGCUGGUGUGUGGUGCCUUGCCAAAAUAAUAGUUUUCAAAGUAUUCCCUGAUCUGGAUCUUCAGCGCACCAUUGAAACAAGUACACGAUACUCCUGUAUUGCAUUCCUCUCUCCUGGAACAAUGGUUGGAAGUUAUGUCCAAAAAGCCGGAGUGGAAAUCUUUGAUAUGUCUGGAAAUGUCCUCAGGAAAUUUGACGUUAUCCAUAUUGACGAACCCUACAGCCUGUGCACUUUCAAUGGCAACUGUAUAGUGGGAGAUACGAAGAAACGAGCAAUCAUGAGUUUCAAUGAUAUGGGUAAUAUGCAGUUUAAGUACCCACCAAGAGGGGGGAAGAAAUUUGUUGGGCUGUUGACAGUGACGGCUCACAGAGGCUACAUCUAUGCUGCUGACAGAAAGGGCAACAGAGUAGUUCAGUUGACCGUAGAUGGGAAGUUCGUGAGAGAUGUCCUGACUGCAGAGGAUGGUAUCGAGGAGCCACAAGGUAUCUGUAUCACUGAUGACAACCUCCUAUAUGUCUCAGUGAUCUACAGCUACAUUAAGGUGUUUCGUAUUGGAUGACAUUGUUUAUGUACAUUUCCACUUUCUCGUUGUGCACGGAUUUUAUAAUAGGCUCCAGCAAUACCAGGGCGCAUCCUACUUAGCUGUAUUCUUCAUGCAAGCGUACUCUUUCUUAUUGUGUCCUUUUUAGUUACGGCUUCAAAUUAUGAUAUUCGAAAUAUUAUUGUCUAUACAGAAAUCGGGUGCUACAUUGCAAGUAGCUGUGCGUACAUACACUGAACUUGAAAUGGGUACCUGUGAUCAUAUACAUGUACAUAUAUCGGUAACUGAAAGAGUGUGAUGAUUAAGAUGAUAUGGACCAUAGUUUUACAUAUAUGUCACUGUUCUGUGGUCACAGCAAACCAUGAUGGCUUGACGCCACGCCUCACAUGUUCUUUCCGUUGCAAGCUUUUGUACAUCUGCAAGAAAUAUAACCAGAUAUUUCACCUUACCUGUGUGAGUGUUUUUAAUAAAAAAAUGUUUUAAAAACUUA